Sabethes cyaneus is the source of this 2307-nucleotide messenger RNA. RefSeq names its product tenascin-like. The record is from RefSeq and is a predicted model, not a curated record. Lineage: Eukaryota; Metazoa; Arthropoda; Insecta; Diptera; Culicidae.
AUGAUAUACCUGAAGAUUAUCGUUGUGGGACUUUGCUCUGUACUUAUGUGGGAAACAGCUCGUGCAGCGCCGUACUCCAAUACUACAGUCUCCCUAGAAUAUAUACACGGAAAACCACGGAAAAAAUGCUACCCGGAUUACGUUCGUGAAAAGAACAAAUGUGUCCCGGUUUGUACACCGCCUUGCGAGAACUCCAAGUGUACCCGACCAAACUACUGCACCUGUAACGACGGAUAUAGACAGCUGUCGAACUUCAGAUGCAUUCCCCACUGCGAAAGCUGUGACAACGGAUUCUGCAUCAGACCGGGGUUUUGCCAGUGCCAGCACGCGGAAAACGGGUGUAACGACUGCGAAAACGGAUACUGUUCGGAACCGAACGUUUGCAGUUGCCAGGAGGGUUACGAGUUUCCGCACCCCGAAAAUGACGGCGACUGCUUUCCAAUUUGCGAGGACGAAUGCCGGAAUGCGCGCUGCACCGGACCAAACUCAUGCACGUGUCUUCCGGGGUACAACUUUACGUAUUUCAAUACACUGUUCAAGUGCCUGCCGGUUUGUGAAGGUGAUUGCCCGAACGGGGUUUGCGUGGCUCCCGAAACGUGUAAAUGUAAUCCAGGAUUCAUUAAGCACGAAAAAUCGUGUAUGGAACCUCUGGAGGUGUGCCGAGCCAGAUGCAUAAAUGGCAUCUGUGACAAAGAAGCGAAGUGCGUUUGUAACCCUGGCUACGUUUUGAAUUUGACCGGAUUGUGCGAAAAGAUCUGUCCGAAGGGCUGUGUUCAUGGGAAGUGUAUCGACGGGAUGUGUUUGUGUAGCGAAAAUUACCGGUUGUCGCUGACGAAUUCCUCGGUGUGUAACCCGAUUUGUGCUGAUAACUGCUACAAUGGCCGGUGUGUCGAGCCGAAUGUUUGUAAGUGCGAUGUGGGGUAUACUUUUAUUGACGGAAGUCGAACGCGAUGUCAAUCGAUUGUGGAGCUGCAGCAGGAGAAGGAACGACAGCGAAAACAGCAGCUGUGUCUGCAGGAAUGCCGCAACGGAGUUUGCGAACAAGGGUACUGUCAGUGUAAGACCGGUUACGUUAAACCGGAGAACCAGAAUCAUCGAUGUGUUCCCCUAUGUGAUCCCAUUUGCCGGAAUGCAACCUGCGUUGAACCAGAUCGCUGUGAAUGUCAUCAAGGUUACGAGUUUUACAAUGACAGUAGUUCAGUUUGUUUCCAUAAAGACGAUGUUAGACGAUUCCAGAUUCAAUUGAAGCAAGAUCAUUGUGAACACAACUGCCGUGAUGGGUUCUGUGAAGAAGGGAAGUGUAUUUGCCCUGUAGGGUUCGUUCUCUCAAUAAACGAUGAGUUCAACUGUCAGCCAUUUUGUGAAAAACCUUGUCAUAAUGGCGUUUGCGCUGGUAACAAUCGAUGUAGGUGCUUUGAAGGGUACAAGAACGUAAACGAUAGCAGUACCUGUGAACCAGAUUGUGAACAAGAAUGCCUCAACGGACACUGCAUUGGUCCUAACGAAUGUGAGUGUAAUUCAGGAUAUGUUUUCGUGGAGGGAAGCAAAAUUGAAUGCGAAAAAACUCUUUCGCUGAUCGCUAAAGAGAAACAAGAGGCAUGUAAAGCCAAGUGUAAAAACGGCAUUUGUGUAGAGGGGGUUUGUAAGUGUUCUGAAGGCUACUAUAAUGCUGACAAAUCGAAGAUGACCUGCGAACCGUGGUGUGAACUGGGUUGUACAAAUGGACAGUGUGUAGAUGGUGGGGUUUGUGUUUGUAACGAAGGUUAUGAAUUACAAAAUGGCCACGACUGUAAACCAAUUUGCACAGAAGAUUGUGUGAACGGUUUUUGUGGAGCACCAGAAAGGUGUGAUUGCUCUCCAGGAUACAGAAGAACACUCGAUGACAUCAUGUGUAAGCCAGAUUGCGGUGUUGGAGGAUGCACGAAUGGACACUGUGUGGCUCCUGAUAUUUGUGAAUGCUUCGCAGGAUAUCAGCAAAAUGAGGAUGAUUCAAUCAAAUGCGACUUAAUUCCGGAGAUAAUUUACAAAGUCGAUAGCCAAAGCAACUCCCUGAUGUACAACGAAACCCACGUCAAGUACUUAAUUCCACUGGCGGUGAUAGCGACACUCAUUAUGGGGGCGAUCGUGACGAUGAACGUACUGCACAACCUCGGCAAACUUGGUAGAACCCGUCGGUCGGUCGGUGUCGCUGGCCGCGAGAUGCACGUGGUCGUUGUAAUCCCUACAAACACCAAGGAAAACUGUGUCUACUUCAUGCCGCAACCGGCGGACUCGACGAAAGACAACGAGGACAGAUUUAGUGUGUAG